GGCGAGGGAGGGGGGAACACAAAAGUUGCAAAUGUUUGGAGGAGGACGCGGCCAAACCACGGAGAGGAGACGCACAGAAGACGAAGGAGAGGAAGAGGAGGAGGAGAGAGCAAGAGGAGCUGCCGUCGCACUCUCUGGUGCAGGGGGUCUCUUCCACUGCAAAAUGUCCAGCAAGGCCACCCUCGCCUUGCUCAUCUGCGGCUUGAUCACACAGCACAGCAGCAACGCGGCACACGUCAACCUCGGAUUUCCACAUGUUACACUGGAAGGCGAAGCGUACGACGAGGACGGCAACUCUCUACCGUCUUUGGAUUACGAGCGUGAGCAGAUGGAGGUGAGGAGCCCCCCGACGGGGACGCAAGACCUCUACUCCCUUUAUUACCCACCUGCCGACCAAAGGAUGGAAAGGCACGCGGACGGCAUGUUCAACAAAGCAUACAGAAAAGCGUUAGGUCAGUUGUCGGCCAGGAAGUAUCUUCACUCCUUGAUGGCCAAGCGCGUCGGCGUGGGCAAGGCGUCGGACGAGAUCGGCGAGCCGCUGUCCAAGCGCCACUCGGACGGCAUCUUCACGGACAGCUACAGCCGCUACCGCAAGCAGAUGGCGGUCAAGAAGUACCUGGCGGCCGUGCUGGGGAAAAGGUACAGACAGAGAGUUAGGAACAACAAAGGACGCCGGCUGGCUUUCUUGUAGCAUCCCGCCGAUGACGUCGUCAACGUGUCGAGCGCUUUUGUAUUGAUUUCCGUAAGAAGGAAGCCAUGGAAAUGAAUAUUUUGAUAAGAAUACAGUUUUAUUUUGUACUCUGAAAGCAUGAGUGUGUGACAUACUUCCAAUGGGGAUGUUUUGGUUGUCUUUUAAAGAUUUAAAAGGGGGGAAGAAAUGCUUUCAAAGACAUUAAGCUGCUGUAGUUGUGUCGUUUAUCCUAAACAGACUUGAGGACUUAGAUUUGCAAGGCGUCAACUUUGACGCACUCCUGGAUGGUGAUGACUUUGAGGCUUUUCAGGGGGACUGGCUCAAAAAGCUACCCCCAAAUUUCCUGGUGAGUUGGUUUUAGUUUGGCGGUCUCUAUUCUGUUCCAAAAUUCAUUCAUCUAUCCCAAAUCAGAGGAUUUCAAAAGUAUGUGUUGGGCUCUUUGGGGUUCUUUUCUUUCACAAGUGAGCUUAAAUCUUCCGAUCUUGUCAAGUGCCAAUGUUGUGUUUAAGUGUGUGGAACAAAAAAAAUAUAAUCUUCUUGUGGUGGUCUCGCUGAGCAUGUAAUAAGUAUCAGCAUUAAAAGUAAAGAAAAUAAAGAAAACAGAAAUAUGCACCUUAGUAAGACCUGCUUUACAAUUUGUCAAAUUUUAACUGGACCCCCAUGUUAAGAUCUUCAAAAAUAUUUUUUGAUGACUUUUUUUUUUACCUGCUAACAAUAACAUGACAUCCAAAAGAUGACUUUUUAUAUAAUUUCUCGUGGAUUGUUUUUGGUAAUUUGCAAACAAACAGGCAGUUGCAGUACCACUCCAGUCCUGGAGGAGGCUGUAAUGGGCCAAAGUCACCAAAGUUACUAUUAGCUUCAUCUUUUGACCACAGUAAUCCCCCGAUCAAAGCAGAAUUUAUAAUCCCAAAUUGGAAAAUCUGCACCAUAUCUACUUGAAAAUUUCAUAAAUUCGGUCUUCUCCACUGCUCUACGAAGAGUCUCAAAAAUAUUUUGGCUAUUUUUUAAGGCUUUGCAAAUUAACUGUGUUAUCUUACAAAUCAAUGCAUUUAACUAUUUUAACCUUCCCAUUGAGUGAAUAUAACUCAACAUUUCUUCAAAAUUGCAGUACAGUACAAUUAAAAGUGUGCUAAAUGCUUUUGAAUUAACAAUCAAAUUGUGUGUAUCUAAUGCGAUUAAUUGAAAUUAAUCGAAACCAAAAUGUGUAAUUAUGGUAUUUUAAAUUUAAAUACAUAUUCUUAUUGGCUAUGAUCAUAAAAGUGUGCUAAAUACUACUUUUCAUUUCAUUAUCGGAAUGUGUGUAAAACAAUGCGAUUAAUCGAAGUUAAUCUAAUUCGAUUAAUUCCAACCAAAAUGUGUAAUUAUGCUAUUUAGAGUCAAAAUACAUAUUCCUAAUGGCUUUUAUCAUUAAAGUGUGGUUAAUACCACUUGUGAAUUCAUAAUCUGACUGUGUAUACGUCAAUGCGAGUAAUUGCAGUUAAUCUCAUGCGAUUAAUCGCAACCAGAAUGUGUAAUUAAAUCAUUUUGAGUUCAAAAACACAUUCUUAUUGGCUUUCAUAAUAAUAGUGUUUUAAAUACUACUUUUGAUUUCAUUUUCGGAAUGUGUGUAAAACAAUGCGAUUAAUCGCAGUUAAUCUAAUGUGAUUAAUCCCAACCAAAAGGCGUAAAUAUGGUAUUUUGAGUUAGAAUGCAUAUUCCUAUUGGAUUUUAUCAUAAAAGUGUGCUAAAUACUACUUCUGAAUUAAUAAUCGGAUGGUUUAUAUGCGAGAAAUUUCAGUUAAUCGGAUGCGGCUAAUCCCAAACAAAAUGUGUAAUUGCGGCAUUUUGAGUUAAAAUACACAUUCCUAUUAGCUUUUAUAAUAAAAGUCUGCUAAAUACUACUUCUGAAUUCAUAAUCAGAUGGUUUAUAUGUGAGUAAUUUCAGUUAAUAUGGUGCGAUUAAUCGCAACCAAAAUGUGUAAUUGCGGCAUUUUGAGUUAAAAUACACAUUCCUAUUGGCUUUCAAAAUAAAAGUGUGCUAAAUACUACUUUUGAUUUAAUUAUCGGAAUGUGUGUAAAACAAUACGAUUAAUCGCAGUUAAUCUAAUGCGAUUAAUCCCAACCAAAAUGCGUAAACAUGGUACUUUGAGUUAAAAAACAUAUUCCUAUUGGCUUUUAUCAUAAAAGUGUGCUAAAUACUACUUCUGAAUUCAUAUUCAGAUUGUGUACCGGUAUAUGCGAGUAAUUUCAGUUAAUCUCAUGCGAUUAAUCGCAACCAAAAUGUAUAAUUAUGGCGUUUUGAGUUCAAAUACACAUUCCUAUUGGCUUUCAUAAUAAAAGUGUGCUAAAUACUACUUUUGAUUUCAUCAUCAGAAUGUGUAUGACAAUGCAAUUAAUCUCAUUUAAUCUCAUGCAAUUAAUCACACAUGAACUGUAAAGUAUUUGCCCAGCCAUACUAACAAACUAAUAAAUAUAUACUUGUUACAUGGUUGUUCUCAGUGAGAGACGCAAGUUUUGCACCUUCUGGCUCCGCUUCUGUGCUUUCUGUUUCUCUUUUUUUCCCCAUCAAACUUUGUAAAAAUAGCAUUGACGGCGAUAGACGUCCAAUCUGUUUGAACUGAGAGGGCUGGCAGUGCAACCUCUCAGUUCAAACGGAUUGGACAUCUAUCGCCGUCAAUGCUAGCUAGCCAACUCACGUGAAUGUAAAAUGGCUUUCUGAGAGGUUCAUAAUGUCGUCUUUUGACAUUUUAAUUUAAUUUAAUUUUAAUUAUCAUGUAUGGAAAGUUGCAACUGAAUGCUUUUGUGUUAACUUUCCUUCAGGACUUGUGACGCGGGAAGCAGUUUUAGCGGCUACGCUACUUUUUUUUUUUUUUUUUUUACAUUAAAAAAUGGCCCUGAAUGACAGACGGCUAUUUAAGUGGCCCUACAAUGCUGCACUUCAUCAACUCAUAUUUCAUUUUUUUGCUUGUUUACCCUUCACACAGCGUUUUUUCCCCUCUUUUUAAUCUGGAGGGAAGGAAAACGUCCCAUGUGUACGAUAAGAGCCUUACCAAAAUGAGAGUUCUAUUUACUGUGCAGAACGUGGUUGUUAUUAUCAUUAUUAGAAGAUGUGGUUAAGUGUUGUAAGAUUUG
Molecule: messenger RNA, 3802 nt
Organism: Corythoichthys intestinalis (scribbled pipefish)
Lineage: Eukaryota; Metazoa; Chordata; Actinopteri; Syngnathiformes; Syngnathidae
Gene: adcyap1a
Product: adenylate cyclase activating polypeptide 1a
Exons: 5
Coding region: 32-691 (219 amino acids)
Biological process (GO): neuron projection development; positive regulation of ERK1 and ERK2 cascade; regulation of protein localization
Cellular component (GO): perikaryon; neuron projection; extracellular region
Molecular function (GO): peptide hormone receptor binding; neuropeptide hormone activity; pituitary adenylate cyclase activating polypeptide activity
Source: RefSeq, a predicted model, not a curated record